This is a messenger RNA of Bursaphelenchus okinawaensis, 2101 nucleotides long. The record is from the annotation of a GenBank genome assembly. Lineage: Eukaryota; Metazoa; Nematoda; Chromadorea; Rhabditida; Aphelenchoididae.
AUGCCGCCUCGACAGGAAUGUACACCUGAAGAUAAACAUCCAAUGUAAGAUGUAUUAGAUUGUUCGGGAUGUCAGAGAGUGAUAAAUGUAAUUAGUUGUGAGAUACUUGUUGUUUUAAAGUCUGUUUUUGAGUUUGUAGGUAACGAACCUGAAUAUUAUAGUAGAACAUAUUGCGUUUGGUUAUAACUUUUUUUAAAAAGCAGCUAGCAAUCUGUAAUUUUUUGAAAAGUUAGAACAUUUAUCUUGCUAACUGUUUGUUAAAGAUAAUUUUAAAUUUCAGAGGGAUCUUGAAGCUAUUUUACUUUUUCUCGACGGAUUUUUAAAAGUUUUACUUUUUUGUUGUUUUUUUGUUAUAAAUUGUCUAUAGUUGGAUUGAGCAACUCAAAUUUACAUUGAUUAUUAUGUUUACUAAAUAUUUUUAUAAUUCUUUGCGUUUUAUAUUAACCUUGACAAUGUUUUAGAACGAUCAAGAACGAUGAAUGCAAGGAGUUCAAUUUUGAGGUGGCUAUCAUGGAAAAAGAUCUGAAAGAUCAAGGAAUUCGAUUUAAAUUUGAGGCGAAACGAAGUUUGAUCAAGAAUAAUGUUACGUGAGUUUUAUUUUUAUUACUUUUUGUUUUUUGGUAUAGAAACCAUUGUUGUUCAUGACUGUGGAGUUUUCAUGGCUAAAAUACCUCGUUUUUAACAUGAAAUUGGACUUUUUCGUUAGAAAAUGACAUAAAUAUUGUUUGAAAUUGUGUUUUGUGGAUCUAAAUCUUUUGUUUUGUUGAAAUCUCGAUAGAUAUUACGAAAAAACAGCCAAUUUUACAUCAAAAACGAAGGUUUAACUAAUAUUUUUGUUGAAGUUAACAAUUUCUUUUGGGUUUUCUUAUUAUUUUUUGAUUUUUUAGGGUCGAAGUAUGGUUUGAGCAUUGUUUAGGAUUCACAGUAUCUCGGGAAAGGACCAAUAACGCCAGAUUCCUUAUAAGACAUCCAUGUAAGUUGAUGUAGAAGGCCUUUUGAUGUUUUGAAGCAUUCUUUGUUUGAUUUUGGGAAGAAAUUUGAUUUUUUAUUGAUUUAGUACUUGAAUACUGUUUAAUAUCAUAAUUAUUGAUAUAAACAUUGACAUGUCUAAUACCUCAAUAUUUUAGCUCCAAAUGCUACUACUGACUUUAUAUACGAAGAUCAAUAUUUUGAAGUGUCGGUUUCGGAAAAUGCAGAUAUAAUUGAGUUUUAUGCACCAAGAAGUCGAUACACAAGCAAAAUGCAGUUCGAUUGUGGUCUGAACUUGAAAAAGAUCGAGGAGGGAGACAAUCAUACCUACCUGAGUGUACCUAUUGGCUUUAGAUACGAUCGGAAUAAUCCUACUGUUUUUGUCAAGUUUGUAGGUUUUUGGGGGUGGAUUUUGAAUUUUUUAAAAAUUUUUGAUUUUUUAAAUUUUUGAAAUUUUGAAUUUAAAGAAAAAUUUCAGGACAACAGCGUGUACUACGGUAAAGUGCCGAAACAAAUCGAGGAAAAAAAGGAUAAGCAUCUCCAUCUUACUGAACCUGCGAACACCUGGGUUAUGCCUCUUGUAUUCAUCUCUGCUUCAUUGUAGGUUUAUUGUUUACUAAACUUAAAAUGGCAAAAACUUUCUUUACAACACAUAGAAACGCAGAAACUUUCUUUACAAUACAUAAAAUAGCAAGAAAUUUCUUUACAAAACUUAAAAUGGCAGAAACUUUCUUUACAGAACUUAAAAUGGCAGAAACUUUCUUUACAGAACAUAAAAUGGCAAUAACUUUACAAACCUCAAAUGGUAAAAACUUUAUUUCCAGUAUCUAAAAUUCUGAUUUUUCUUAAUUUCAGCGUUUUAAUGUUAGCAUUCGGUGCCAUCGUUGGAUCCUAUUACAAGUUUUGUCACAAACAGUCGGAACCAAACAAUGAAUUCAGCUCAAGAAAGGAAGAUCAUUCCGACCGGUCGAAGAAACAAGAUUCCAAAAAAGAAGUCAGUAGUGGUAGCAAAACCGAGGAUUCUCAGAAGUCGAAAAAGCAGAAUUCAACUCAAGGUUUGGGCAAAGAGGUCGCUUCUCAAAAGGGCACCGUCAAUACCUCGAAAACCACCACUACUUCGAAUGAGCAUUAA